AUGGAGGAUCUGUCAGAGAUGUGUCGCACUGUCCGCUCGAGAGCAAAAGAGGCAGUAGCUAAGGUCAAGGUGUUCCAAGCCUCCUUUUCAAGCUAUCGCUUUCUAUGGACUGACGACAGAUUUGAGUUUAUGAGGCAAUUCCUUUUAUACGGCCAUGUUUUGAGUACAGAGGAAGCAGAGCUGUACGCAGACUUUGAGCUGAAAAAGAAUCCUCCCACACUAGACAACUUUAAAGAGCAAAUCAAUCAGUUUGAGUCUCUGUACACACGAGUGAGCAAGAUGGACGAUAAGAGGGUGUUUUGCGGCUGGCUGCAACUGGACAUCAAACCCUUUAAGCACAGUUUGAUGAAUGACAUAAAGAAGUGGAGCUGGAUGUUCAAAGAGCACCUCCUCAACCAUGUGAACAAAAGCGUUACAGAGUUGUCCAGUUUCAUCGAUGCCACAACAGAUGGUCUCUCUACCAAUGUAUCUGACACAGACUAUGCAGGACUUGUGAAGAUCAUGGGCCAUCUCAGGGCCAUUCGAGACAGAAAGAUCAGCAGCGAUCGACACUUCAAACCACUCAAGUCGACUGCUGAGCUCCUCAAAACCUAUGGACAGCAGCUUCCAGAAAAUGUUUACACACAGCUAGAGGAGCUGCCUGAGAAAUGGAUAAACCUGAAAAAAAUCGCCUUCACCGUCAAACUUGAAGUGGCACCACUGCAGUCAAAUGAGGUUUCAGUUAUACGCAGGAUGUGCGUCCACUUUGAGGUCAAGCAGCAUGAGUUCAGAGAAAAAUUCCGCUCUGAAUCAAUAUUUAAGCUUAAUGUCGAGGAACCAUAUGAACUUCUAGAUAAGUGCAAUCAGUCCAUAACACUGAUGGAGAUGGAGAUGAAGAAGCUGCAGAACACGGCGGAUCUGUUUGAGGUCAGCUUCCCUGAGUACAAGCAGCUGCGCCAGUGUCGCUCAGACAUCAUACUCGUGAAGAAUGUCUGGGACAUGGUCAUCUUUGUGAAGACAAGUAUUGAGGACUGGACCAAAACUCCAUGGAAGGAAAUCAAUGUUGAGCAGAUGGACAUGGAGCUUCGACGGUUUGCCAAAGAGAUGAAGAUGCUGGAUAAAGAAGCUCGGGCUUGGGACGUUUAUACAGGCCUGGAGUCAACUGUAAAAAACCUGUUAACUUCCCUGAGAGCCGUCAACGAGCUGCAAAACCCAGCAAUCAGGGAGAGACACUGGCAACAGCUUAUGACUAAAACAAAAGUGCGACAUUUUGUUUACUCUGUAGUUUAGACCCACUGUACUGUUUGUAGCUCAUGUAUCUUAAUG
Molecule: messenger RNA, 1305 nt
Organism: Oryzias melastigma (Indian medaka)
Lineage: Eukaryota; Metazoa; Chordata; Actinopteri; Beloniformes; Adrianichthyidae
Product: dynein beta chain, ciliary-like
Exons: 10
Coding region: 1-1269 (422 amino acids)
Biological process (GO): microtubule-based movement
Cellular component (GO): dynein complex
Molecular function (GO): dynein intermediate chain binding; minus-end-directed microtubule motor activity; dynein light intermediate chain binding
Source: RefSeq, a predicted model, not a curated record